Messenger RNA from Purpureocillium lilacinum, 192 nucleotides. Lineage: Eukaryota; Fungi; Ascomycota; Sordariomycetes; Hypocreales; Ophiocordycipitaceae. The record is from RefSeq and is a predicted model, not a curated record.
AUGACACCGCCGCACUUUUAUCCCGCCGCCUUCUCAUCCAUCGUCCACGACAACCUCUUUGUCCCUCCCUCCCGUCUCGACGCAACAACUCCCCCGACCAAGCCCACCCCGGUCUGCCGCACAUCUUCAGCCCAUCUGCCGACAUUCCCCGCCCUAGCUCCGACCAGGAUUCCUCCCCCGCAACCUUCUUAG